UACGAGAGGAUGCACAAGGAGCUCACCGACAAGCUGGAGCACCUGGAACAAGAGAAACAUGAACUAAGGAGGCGAUUUGAGAACAAAGAAGGAGAAUGGGAAGGAAGGGUGUCUGAACUGGAAAGCGACGUGAAGCAGCUGCAGGAUGAGCUGGAGAGGCAGCAGGUUCACCUGCGCGAAGCCGACCGCGAGAAGACACGGGCCGUCCAGGAACUCUCCGAACAGAACCAAAGACUCCUGGACCAGCUCAGCAGGGCGUCGGAGGUGGAGCGGCAGCUCUCCCUGCAGGUCCACACCCUCCGGGAGGACUUUCGGGAGAAAAAUUCCUCCAGCAGCCAACACAUCGUGCGGCUUGAGAGCCUCCAGGCCGAGAUCAAAAUGCUGACGGACAGAAAGCGAGAGCUGGAACAUCGCCUUAGUGCCAUGAUGGAGGAGAACGACCUGCUCCAGGGAACUGUGGAGGAGUUGCAGGACCGAGUCCUCAUCCUGGAGAGACAAAGCCAUGACAAGGACCUGCAGCUGCACCAAAGCCAGCUGGAGCUCCAGGAGGUGCGGCUGUCCUACCGGCAACUGCAGGGGAAGGUAGAAGAGCUCAGUGAGGAGAGAAGUCUCCAAAAUUUGAACACAACCAGCACGUCCCUGCUAUCUGAGAUAGAGCAGAGCAUGGAGGCAGAGGAACUGGAACAAGAACGAGAACAGCUGAGGCUACAGCUCUGGGAAGCAUAUUGCCAAGUGCGAUAUCUCUGCUCCCAUCUCAGAGGAAACGACAGUGCAGACUCAGCAGUCUCUACGGACUCCUCCAUGGAUGAGUCUUCAGAAACCUCAUCAGCCAAAGAUGUCCCAGCCGGCAGCCUACGGGCAGCUCUCAGUGAGCUGAAAAGACUGAUACAAAAUGUGCUGGAUGGGGCAGACUCCACGAGCUCUCGACGAAGCGACGAUGACACCUUAGAGGAACAGAUCAGGCGAACAAGUGAGGAUUCACGAGCCCUGAGGGAAUUAAUGGAGGGAGAACGGGGGAAACUGAGGCAGAGUUUGGAGGAGCUGCAGCGACUGCACAGCCAGGUCACACUGCUGAGCGUGGAAAUGACGACACUGAAGGAGGAACGGGACCGGCUGCGAGGAGCUGCCGAAGACAAGGAGAUAAGUGAACGGCUCCUGCAGGCCAUCAGGGACCGAGAUGAGGCCAUUGCCAAGAAGAACGCAGUGGAGGUGGAGCUAGCCAAGUGCAAGAUCGACAUGAUGUCCCUCAACAGCCAGCUGCUGGACGCCAUCCAGCAGAAGGUGAACCUCUCGCAGCAGCUGGAGGCCUGGCAGGAUGACAUGCACAGGGUCAUUGACCAGCAGCUGAUGGACAAACACCCGAAGGAAUGGAGCCAGCUUGCUUAUUCCUUCUCCAGUGGCUACGGCGCAAAGCGGAGUGCCAGACCCUCCCCCGUGUUCAGGCCGGAGCAGCAGGGGGACGAGCCCAUUGGGGCAGAAGGGAACCGUCUCUUUUCCUUUUUCAAGAAAAAUUAA
Balearica regulorum gibbericeps (East African grey crowned-crane) is the source of this 1515-nucleotide messenger RNA. The record is from RefSeq and is a predicted model, not a curated record. NCBI's taxonomy places the organism in Eukaryota, Metazoa, Chordata, Aves, Gruiformes, Gruidae.